UGUUAUGAGUAUUUCGCGUAGUGCUGCAUAAAAAAGUAGCCUCAUCUUGAAAGCUUUGCCAAUCAAAAAGUUAAAGUCAAGCAAAUAGUUCGUCUUCUGUAGAACUGAAACAUUUUAAUAGAGCAAUAAAAUGAUACAAUCGGAAACAACUGCAAAACACGAUAAUGUAAAAAGCGAUACAACUGUGACAUUGAGCUCAGAAGUCAAGGUAUUGUCCAUUGGUAAUCGGAGGCCACACUACAGGUCUAAAAAAAAACAGGUGGUCAAGUUUGACAUGAAUGUUUUUCUUGACAACUGCAAGAAGCAUUUUGGACUUCUUCUAAUGGGAACUCGUACGCCCAAAGAAGUGGCCAUGAAUUGGUCUAUGAUCCAACUUCUUGAAAUGAAAAGAAUCGAGGAGGAUAAUCAAGUAAAACACUUUCAAUUCUAUUGCCAUCCCAGAGGUAGGGAUAGUGGUUACAUGAUGUAUGGCCAGACAGUUAAUGCCGAGGCAGUAUUGCACGAUAUGAGAAAGCGACUGCAGCAAGAAAAGUGGACGUCAAAGUAUGUUUUAGAAAUGCCUGUUAACGAAACCUGCUAUAAGGGCUAUAGAUCCAAGGUUGAUCAAAUAUUUGCUGAGGCCCUUGACGCUGAAAGGUACAGAAUUUUUCAGUUUGUGUAUUAUUUACACAAAGAACAUCUUAAGAAAAAGUUAGCAAUGUGAGAAAAUUGCUUGUUCUUUUUUUUCAAAAAUUAUAAGGUUAAUUGCUAAAGUUGUAAUAUGUUCAUUAGCUUUUAAAUGUGAUAUUAAUAUGUAUAAGUUAUUUAUUUAAGAAACAAAGCCUUAAUAUAUAU
Molecule: messenger RNA, 834 nt
Organism: Drosophila novamexicana
Lineage: Eukaryota; Metazoa; Arthropoda; Insecta; Diptera; Drosophilidae
Exons: 2
Coding region: 131-703 (190 amino acids)
Source: RefSeq, a predicted model, not a curated record